GCGGAAAAAGAUAAAGAACGCCGUGAAUGACCUCCAGAUAACUGGGGAGGCUUUAAAUACCCUGACGAACCCGGUAAGGUCGACACUCACCUCCACUCUCCUGCCACAUCAGUGUCUCCUCUGGGUCGCCCGCCGCAAGUCAAGCGAAGAUGCGAUUCUCAGCAGCAGCAGUAGCAGCAUGUCUGCUUGCCCUCGUCAUGGUGGAAUACGCGUCGGCGAUCCCCGCAGAUCUCAAGUCCCUCAAGGGCAAGGAACUAAACUGCCAGUGCGGCUGCGAGGUCUUCGACGACGAGUGCCGGAACCCCGAGACCGAAGACGAAUAUUUCUCCCAUCCCGAGGAUUGCGGCAGCUUCUGCGGGUGUCACAUGGGCACGGCCUACUAUUACAUCUGUCCGGACGAGCUCGUGUUCAACGAGGAGGCGGAAUACUGCGACUGGCCGGCCAACGUGGAAUGCGAGGCACCCAUGAACCCCGACGUCUGCCUGGAGCACGACUGCCUCAACCCAUUGGCACCCACGACACCAAAAGGAAUGGCCGUUGGUGAUCUUCCAGGACAAGAGUCGAAACCCAAAUCUUGAAGCGAAUCGUGACGAAAACCUAAACUGUUCAGUGCUGUCAGAAAUAAACGAUUUUUUUUUACUUGUCCUGGCACAUUUUGUUGAAAGUUUUUGAAUAUAUCUAGAAUUUUUAUGGAAUAGAA
Molecule: messenger RNA, 700 nt
Organism: Darwinula stevensoni
Lineage: Eukaryota; Metazoa; Arthropoda; Ostracoda; Podocopida; Darwinulidae
Source: the annotation of a GenBank genome assembly